CUUCGCUUUGAUGCAGGGUAGCAGACUACAUCUUAUGUCAUGCCCGCCAUGUCGAGCUCUAUGUCUUUGGACGUCGGUGCAGAGACGGAUGUCGCUUUUUGUUUUUCACCUCUAGUUUUCCUCACGUCACAAAAAUUCAAAGAGCUCAAUAUUAAUUUGCUUGUCUUACCUUCAAUAAUAAUCAUACCCUUGGGUUAUUCCUUACGUAUCCUUUAGGAUAAUAGUUGGAUUUAUAAUCAAGAAUUUAGUCUGAAAAGAAUUCCAUCAUCGAUGCAAAGCGUGGUCCAAAAUUUUCUACGGCCUGGUAGCCGCGAGUUCGUCAUCGUGCUGAAUGUUGUACUGGCGUUACUAUUUGUCGUGAUGCUAUCACUUGUCUACACUGAGUUAGAAGACUCAUACCAUGUCUUCAUUAUGCUAUUCCUUGUGAUUGGACUUACAAUUUCUAUCAAUUGGUUCAUGAUCGAAGCUAAAGAUCUCAAGCACAUACAUGUAGCACAAGAUGACAAACAGAGCGAAAAGUCUUCUCAAAGACCCAAAACGAACUGAGACAGAAUACGGCUGAAGCAAAUUAAAUACAAAAUCAGUUUUGACUCGUUUCUUAUCAUUACUCAUGCUACUUAUGUAUCAAAGUGUACUUGGUUAUACUUAGUCUUGUUCUUAGCUUC
Molecule: messenger RNA, 665 nt
Organism: Plasmopara halstedii
Lineage: Eukaryota; Oomycota; Peronosporomycetes; Peronosporales; Peronosporaceae
Product: Endoplasmic reticulum, protein Pkr1
Exons: 1
Coding region: 271-546 (91 amino acids)
Biological process (GO): vacuolar proton-transporting V-type ATPase complex assembly
Cellular component (GO): endoplasmic reticulum membrane
Source: RefSeq, a predicted model, not a curated record